AUGGGCAAGUUUAAUUUGCUUCUUUUGGCUGGCUUUGCCGCCAAGCUGGCCGCCGCCAAGGACGUCUACCUCAAUUGGAACGUUACUUGGGUCAAUGCCUCCCCGGAUGGAUAUACACGGCCUGUCAUUGGUAUCAACGGCCAAUGGCCAUGCCCACAGGUUGAUGUCGAGCUUGGGGACCGUGUGAUUGUGGACGUGUACAACGGUCUGGGCAACCAGUCGACUGGUAUCCACUGGCACGGCUUUCAUCAGUACCACACUGGAGUCAUGGACGGCUCCAGCUCGGUGACCCAGUGCCCCCUCGCCCCGGGCCAGCACAUGCAGUAUAAUUUUAUUGUUAACCAAACCGGAACUUACUGGUAUCACUCGCACAACAUGGGCCAGUAUCCGGAUGGCUUCCGUGGUGCUUUCAUUGUUCACGAUCCGAAGCCGCCCUUCCACUACGAUGAUGAAUUCACUCUUACUCUCAGCGAGUGGUACCACCGCGAGAUGGCCGACUUGCUGCAUGACUACCUAUCGCAGGAGAACGAGGAGGCUUUCGGUGGCAAGGAGCCGAUUCCGGACUCGGCCUUGAUCAAUGAUUCCACCAAAACCAAGAUCAAGGUUCAGCCCAACAAGACUUAUUUGGUUCACAUCGUCUGUGUUGGCAACUGGCCCGGCCACACCUGGGUCUUGGACGGCCACGAGAUGACUGUCGUGGAAGUUGAUGGAAUUUACACUGAACCGUAUCCAGUUGGCAACCAGAUGCUUCGUGUUGCCCCUGGUCAGCGGAUGAGUGUCCUGAUCCACACGAAGCCCGAUACUAGCAAGAACUUUGCGAUCUGGAACACGAUGGAUAUCAACAUGAUGUUCAUCUACGAAAACCGCGCCAUUCCCGCCAAUUAUAAUCCCAACGUGACUGCUUGGCUUGUGUAUGAUGAAGCAAAGCCUCUACCCCCACCUCCUGUUCUGCACGAGUUCAGCUUCGUGGACGAUGUCGCCUUCGUUCCCCUCGACAAGGAGCCUCUGCUGCAGCCAGUGAACAAGCAGAUCAUCAUCGACACCUUCUCUGCUGAGAUAAAUGGUAUCAAUCGCUUCAUGAUUAACAACAAGACUUACAUCCCCCAGGAUGUCCCCACGUUGUACACUGCCACCAGCGUCGGAAAGGAGUUUUCGUCCAAUCCAGAAGUUUAUGGCCAGGUGAAUCCCUUCAUCGUCAAGUACGGCGACGUCGUGGAGAUCGUCAUCAACAAUCAUCACAACAACCUGCAUCCGUGGCAUUUGCACGGGCACGAGUUCCAGGUCCUGCAGCGUUCUGAUGUUGAUGGGGGCUACUUCACCGGCGCCUACUACCAGAACGUCUCGCAGACUCCCAUCCGCCGCGACACCAUCAUGGUUCAGAACCAUGGCCAUACCGUCCUGCGCUUCCGCGCGAACAACCCCGGCGUCUGGCUUCUGCACUGCCACGUUGAGUGGCACGUCGAGGCCGGCCUGGUUGCCACCAUCAUUGAGGCCCCAGAAACCUUCCCCGAUUCCCAGGACGCUCCUCCCCAGAGCCACUAUGAUGCCUGUGCAGCCUAUCCCGACCCCACCAAUGGCAACGCCGCGGGCAAGUACGGCCUUGAUCUUGCUGGGGCGAAGACCGAGGUUGAAACCGAGGUUCACGGCGCCAUGUACUCUUUCAAGCCUCUUGCCUCUGCUCCCCAGCAGCCUGGGACGUCUUCGGCACCACCGCCGCCGCCUCCCGCGCCUCAGACGACUACCUGGACUCCGCCGCCUCCUGCGGCUCCUGCGCCUGAGCCUACCCAGUCGCCUCCUCCUCAGCAGCCCCCAGCACCCUAUCCCACUCACUCCCAUGGGCCCCCUCCUUACCAGCCGGCACCGGCUUCUCAGCCUGCUGCUCCCAAGCCCAUUGCACAGCAGCCCACCCCACAGGCACCGGCUCCUCAGCCUGCUGCUCCUGAACCCAUUGCACAGCAGCCCACCCCACAGACACCGACUUCUCAGCCUGCUGCUCCCGAGCCCAUUGCACAGCAGCCCGCCCCACAGGCGCCUGCUGCUCACGUCCCUGCCCCCGUGGCUCCUGCUCCCGUGGCCCCGGCUCCCCAAGAGUCCGUGCCACUAGAGCCUGUCUACUGUGCACCCCUGGCCCCGCCUCCCCAUGACACGCCUGUCGAUGUGCACCAGCACGAGAGCGACGGCGCCUGGCCUCACCCCCACACUGACGACGGCUCCGCCCAGGUUGGACAAGGCCCGCAUGCUGACUAUGCGCACUCCGAGGAUACCAGGGGCCCAUGGCCUAACCCCAUCAACGAUGAGUCCCAUGCCCAAAUUGGGCAUGGUCCUAACGGACAGCCUAUUAUUGCCCACAACGAGGAUACUAAGGGCCCCUGGCCUCACCCCACCAGCAACGAUGGCUAUGUCAAGGAUGGCGGUUACACCAUCAAGACUCACGACAAUGGUCCUAACGACCUUCCCGAGGGUUACGAAUACUGGCAGCAGUAUGAGCAUCAGCAGUAA
Penicillium canariense is the source of this 2499-nucleotide messenger RNA. RefSeq names its product Multicopper oxidase abr1. NCBI's taxonomy places the organism in Eukaryota, Fungi, Ascomycota, Eurotiomycetes, Eurotiales, Aspergillaceae. Bases 1 to 2499 code for a protein of 832 amino acids. Gene Ontology annotation, cellular component: high-affinity iron permease complex. The record is from RefSeq and is a predicted model, not a curated record. Gene Ontology annotation, molecular function: ferroxidase activity; copper ion binding. Gene Ontology annotation, biological process: cellular response to iron ion starvation; reductive iron assimilation. The transcript is spliced from 6 exons.